Messenger RNA from Camelina sativa (false flax), 1324 nucleotides. RefSeq names its product putative serine/threonine-protein kinase PBL4. Lineage: Eukaryota; Viridiplantae; Streptophyta; Magnoliopsida; Brassicales; Brassicaceae. The record is from RefSeq and is a predicted model, not a curated record. Gene Ontology annotation, molecular function: ATP binding; protein kinase activity. Gene Ontology annotation, biological process: protein phosphorylation.
AUGAGUGGCGCACACGAUCCUCAAAGAAUCUCUGCCAAAAGAAGUCCAUCGUCUCGGCUUUCAAGCAUAACCAUACAACAACCAUGUUGCAGCGAUGACAGGAGUUUCGCGUCUCUUCAAACUCCGAGAAGGGAAGGAGAGCUCUUAGCAUCUCCAACGCUAAAGGCGUUUACGUUUAACGAGCUAAAGACAGCCACUAGGAAUUUCAGACCAAAUAGUGUCAUCGGUGAAGGUGGUUUUGGUUAUGUCUACAAAGGAUGGAUCGACGAACGCACUUUAUCGCCUUCAAAACCAGGUUCAGGCAUGGUCGUUGCUGUCAAAAAGCUUAAAGAGGAAGGGUUUCAAGGACACAGGCAGUGGUUGUUGGAUAUUGGUCGAAGGGUGAUUACAUUCGGCUUUUGGUGUAAGAGUACAUGCCAAAGGGAAGCUUGGAGAAUCAUCUCUUUAGACGUAAAAACUUGUCCCCCAAGUGGGGCAGAGCCGAUUCCGUGGAGAACAAGGAUGAAAGUGGCGAUUAGUGCGGCGAGAGGACUUGCUUUCCUUCACGAUGCUCAAGUCAUAUAUCGAGACUUCAAGGCCUCCAAUAUUUUACUUGAUUCGGAGUUCAAUGCGAAGCUUUCUGAUUUGGGAUUGGCGAAAGAAGGGCCAACAGGAGACAGAACACACGUAUCGACCCAAGUGAUGGGAACUCACUUGGGUCGGAUGCUAUGCAGCAUCCGAAUUCGUAUCAACUUAUUCAGAUGCUAUGCAGCAUCUGAAUACGUUGCCACUGGUCGGAUAACGACCAAAAGCGACGUCUACAGUUUUGGUGUGGUCUUGCUCGAGUUACUAUCGGGACGUCCAACUUUAGACAAAUCGAAAGUAGGAGUGGAAAGAAAUCUGGUGGAUUGGGCAAAACCUUACUUAGGAGACAAAAGGAAAGUGUUUAGGAUAAUGGACACAAAGCUUGGAGGACAGUACUCUCACAAAGGAGCUUGUUUGACUGCUAAUACUGCGUUGCAAUGUCUUAAUCAAGAGGCUAAGUUGAGGCCAAAUAUGUCUGAUGUGUUAUCUACUCUUGAAGAGUUUGAGAUCAUGUGCAAGUCGGGUUCUACUUCAAAAUCGGUCAUGACAUUGUCAUCUUCUUCCUCUUCUCUAUCGGCAACACGAAGAGUUAGAGCUCCUCUUGCUGAUCCGGUGUUGUCUAGUAUAAGAUGUCGACGUGUUCGGUGAAGUAGCAACCGAAGGUAAUAGUUAGGCCUUCUGAGUGUAUAUGUACUUUAUUUGUGGAAAGGGAGCUACUGUGUCUAUUUGCAUUUUUGACUUUUCCGUACAUUAUACACAU